This is a messenger RNA of Neomonachus schauinslandi (Hawaiian monk seal), 5325 nucleotides long. It is a transcript of the gene PURA, whose product is annotated as purine rich element binding protein A. The record is from RefSeq and is a predicted model, not a curated record. Gene Ontology annotation, biological process: regulation of transcription by RNA polymerase II. Gene Ontology annotation, cellular component: nucleus. Bases 74 to 1042 code for a protein of 322 amino acids. NCBI's taxonomy places the organism in Eukaryota, Metazoa, Chordata, Mammalia, Carnivora, Phocidae. Gene Ontology annotation, molecular function: RNA polymerase II transcription regulatory region sequence-specific DNA binding; purine-rich negative regulatory element binding; DNA-binding transcription factor activity, RNA polymerase II-specific. The transcript has a single exon.
GGCGGCUGAGGCGACUGAGGCGGCGGGCGGAGCGGCAGGCGGCGGCGGCGGCGCGGCGGCGGAGCGCAGCAUCAUGGCGGACCGAGACAGCGGCAGCGAGCAGGGUGGUGCGGCGCUGGGCUCGGGCGGCUCCCUGGGGCACCCGGGCUCGGGCUCGGGCUCCGGCGGGGGCGGUGGUGGCGGCGGGGGCGGCGGCGGCAGUGGCGGCGGCGGCGGCGGGGCCCCGGGGGGGCUGCAGCACGAGACGCAGGAGCUGGCCUCCAAGCGGGUGGACAUCCAGAACAAGCGCUUCUACCUGGACGUGAAACAGAACGCCAAGGGCCGCUUCCUGAAGAUCGCUGAGGUGGGCGCGGGCGGCAACAAGAGCCGCCUCACUCUCUCCAUGUCAGUGGCCGUGGAGUUCCGCGACUACCUGGGCGACUUCAUCGAGCACUACGCGCAGCUGGGCCCCAGCCAGCCGCCCGACCUGGCCCAGGCGCAGGACGAGCCGCGCCGGGCGCUCAAGAGCGAGUUCCUGGUGCGCGAGAACCGCAAGUACUACAUGGAUCUCAAGGAGAACCAGCGCGGCCGCUUCCUGCGCAUCCGCCAGACGGUCAACCGGGGGCCCGGCCUGGGCUCCACGCAGGGCCAGACCAUUGCGCUGCCCGCACAGGGGCUCAUCGAGUUCCGCGACGCUCUGGCCAAGCUCAUCGAUGACUACGGAGUGGAGGAGGAGCCGGCCGAGCUGCCCGAGGGCACCUCCUUGACUGUGGACAACAAGCGCUUCUUCUUCGAUGUGGGCUCCAACAAGUACGGCGUGUUUAUGCGAGUGAGCGAGGUGAAGCCCACCUACCGCAACUCCAUCACCGUGCCCUACAAGGUGUGGGCCAAGUUCGGACACACCUUCUGCAAGUACUCGGAGGAGAUGAAGAAGAUUCAAGAGAAGCAGAGGGAGAAGCGAGCUGCCUGUGAGCAGCUCCACCAGCAGCAGCAGCAGCAGCAGGAGGAGACCGCCGCUGCCACCCUGUUGCUGCAGGGUGAGGAAGAAGGGGAAGAAGAUUGAUCAAACUGAAUGGAAAAAACCCACACACACAUGCAUACACACACACACACAGCCACACACAGAAAAUAUACUGUAAAGAAAGAGAGAAAAUAAAAAGUAAAAAAGUAAAAAAAAAAAAAAAAAAAAAGAAGUAACUGUUAACUCCAAGGGAGCACCACCCACAGAACCUCCACCAACUGACAGUUUCUCUUCUUGACUUGCCACCCAUCGCUGGAUGUUGUCCACUUUAUCCACCAUAUAAAACAGUAAGCAGCUGCUAAAAACAAAAAAACAAAAAAAAUACAAAAAGUAAUAACAUUAUAUGAACUGUGUUUCCUACUUGAUUAAAAAAUAUAAAGAACUGAGUGUUUAUUUCCCUAAUUAACCAAGAACUUUUGUACACGUUUAAGCUAUUAUUAUUAAAAGUGUUUGCAAAAUGGUCAAGAUUAUAAUAUUGCUGAAUUAUAUAAAAGUCCUUUUCAUGUUGAGCUAACAUUUGACUUUAGCACAAAAAAGAGAUAUUUUAGAACACGUAAAAUAAUAUUUUUAGUUUUUCUCAUUUUGUUACCAAAUUUCAAACCUUACAUGGAGGUUAUUAUAGUAUAUUUGACACCCUAUAUACCUGUGAUUAGAGAUGUGUAUAUAUAUGAGGGCUAGGCAUGCUGUGUGUCUGAGCUUUGUCUAAAUGUUAUGCAGAAGUUUGUAGAGUUAAAGGUACGUAGGUUUAAUUCAUGCAAGGUAAACAAUAAGUGCUCUCUUUUAUACAAUAUGCAUUGCAUCUGGACCUUAAACAUAUAAAAAUGGUCAGUGAAACUUCUGUGAACAUGAAGAAAUUAUUAAAAAAGGCAUUUAAAUGAAAUUUGCUAAGUUGUGAUUUUUACGGUUGGAACCAAAGUUAUUCAAAUAGUAAAAGGAAAAAGAGAUAGAAAGAUAAAGGAAAUCUCCCAUAAUAUUUUUCUGCAUCUGUUUGCUUUGACUGAGUAGGUGUUUUGUCAUUAUUGUGUAUAUGAGAUGUAUCGUUCAUAAUAUAUUUUUUUUAUUAUGUGUAGAAAGAUUUUAAAAACUUAACUAACGUGCAGCAAUUUCCAGUGAACCUGUACUUGGACAUCAGGUAGCGAGUCUAUUUGUGGUCACUAGCACUGUCUCCUAAACUAGUAAGAGGUCUGAAGCUAUUCUUUGAUUUUUGCCAGUGCUAUUAACUUAUGUAGACCUGUUAAAAAGCAGAGCAACACAAUUAUAGUUAUCCUACUGAGCCAUGGAUUCUGAGUUUCAUUUUAAAAGUGAAAGACAAGUUGGUAUGUGUAAAGGAUUUCCAUGUAGCUGUGGUGCUAGUUAUUACUGGCUACAUUAUAUGCUAAAUGUAUUUGUGUUCCCCAAGUGUAUAAGCCUUCUAUCAAAAGUAUGUCCUAUAACUCAUAUAUUCAAGGUGUAGGGUAUGAAAAUGCAAAGCUUAGGAGAGCACUUUACCAAGCUGGUGUCCUCCAAACUGAAAUUGUUUGUAACGAUAGUCUUUUACAGGUUUUCAUUUAAAGAUGUUUGUGUGCUUUUAAUUGACAACUAACUUCUUGCUGCUGUAUAGUAAAAUAUUAAUAUAUUUUUAUCAUUAAACUGCUGCAUGACUAUCAUCUUUGAGUGAAGAGAAAAUGUUAUAAAAAAAGAUGCCUUAAACAGUACAUUUUGGUUUGGAAUUCUGUAGAAAGUAUUUUGGUUAAAAAAAAAAAAAGGAUCUUGUCUGAUAUAGAGAGUUCUGGGGAUGGAAUUGUUUCUUGGCAAAUCCAGCCAUAUAGAUCUUACUGCUGUAUGUAGAAGACACCACCUGUAGGAGCUGGAAGGUAUCAGUGCUUCUCACAUUGUAAAGCAUUGGCCUAGGAAGGUGAAACAGUUGUCUUUUUGAAGGAUUUUUUUUUUUCUGCUGGUUCUUUGGGUUUUGAUUUGAUAUUUUAAGCUCCCUGGUUGAGUGUGUUGUCUUUGUUUUUGAGAUCUACUGUAUGUGUUGAAUAACAAGCUAUUUCCAUUGUACUGUGCAUUUUCCCAUUAAAUUGUUUGCUUUUAAUAUUCAUACAAUGUUAAAUAUGAGGUGACCGUACAAUAGUUAGGAAUUUCUUUACUUACAAAAAUCACUGGAAAUGAUUAAAUUGCUUUUCCCCUUCCCCCAAGGUGCAUUUUUCUUAUUUCCAUAUAGUAAAGUUGAGCUUUUACAGUGCAUAAUGUGACAUUUGGAAUGCUUAUCAACUGCAUGUAAACAUUAAUAACCUGCACUUUUUUGUCUUAAGGUUUGUUGAGCUGUUUUGUUCACUGUACUUUUACUGUGAUAUGGAAAAGACUGCAUUCUCUGUGCUGUUACUAGUUAGGAAAGAGAAUUGCUUUGAUUUUGUCUCUUGUUUACUAUAGCUUUUUAAAGUUAAGCCUUGUACUACAGGUUGUUGGAGUACGCCUAGAUCAGUGUUUCAUAGUAGCCAGCAAUAAGUAGUGCAAGUCAACAAAAACACAGCAAACUUAGGCAAAGUGUCCUUUCUUUGAGAUGCGAGUUCUUUCAUGAGGUUUUCUUUAGGGUCAGAGUUACCUUAAAGUGAAGCCUUUCUUACCUACAGACUUCAGAUUCUGCUUGGAAUCCUACCGGAUCAAUAAGCACAUGUAUUGUGCAAUUGUCUUUACACUUUAACAGUUAAACACAAUCUUACUAAGAUUUUGAAACCAGUGUCUGAUUUAUGGUCAGUGGGUUUAAAAAGAAAUCCACAUGCAAAUCUUUUAAGACUUAAGAGAUGAUCUUAGAAAAGACUAAGUGACUGUAAAGAUGCUCUUUUUUGCAUCUCACUUUACCUCCCCAAGCACCCUCCCAACCCUCCCUUCCCUCUACUGUUUCAUCCUUCCCUCACCCUUCCUCCCAGGUGCUCGGUACUUUACCAAGGUUCUAUAUCUCAGUGUUUUAUGUUGGAGUUUUUCCUUGUUUUUAUUUUACUAGUUGGUAAACCCUGUUUGUGCUGAAAUGAAAAAGGAGAUGGUAUAUUUGACCAUAUGUGUUAUUCAUAGAAGACAGUAUGAUCAAAUGUGCCAAAAACAAGCAAACAAAACUUAAUUCCUGACAAGUAUGCCUUAUUUUUAAUGAUCUGCUUUGUCUUACGAUUAAGGUCCAAGAGCUUGGUUAAACUAUAUUAUUUGCCUAAGUAUAAAAGAAAACUUGAAAUGCAUUGCAAUAUUGACAUUCUUUAAAAUGAGAGACACUGUCAAGUAAUUUAAUCUGAGAUCAGCCACCAGAUUUGAAAUGCCCAUAUAUGUGUGUGUGUUUGGUGUUGUUCGUUUUUUUUUCUUUUAAAUCACCAAAUCUUUUUUUAAGCUACUUUUUAUUUGUGCCUCCUAUUUAUCAUGCUGAUGUUAGAAGCAGCAGUCAUCCAGCCACAGAGGGAGCUAAAGUUAACUAUCCAGAACUGUAGAAAUCAUUAUACAUGCCUUUGACAACAAAGGAAGUUCAUAAGAAAAGCCAUGUCGGCUUUUCCUCUACUAGAUACAGAUUGAAGGUAGAUGAAUAUUUGCCAAAUGGAAAGGAGAGACAAUGUGAGUCAGGAAAGACAAACUUUCCCAGCUUCCUAAAAGCCAUGGAGAGUAGAAACCAAAACCAACAGGGAAAUAAAAACCUUGAAAGUCUCACUUUCUAGUCCCAUGCAGGGGUUGAAAUUUGACUCAAAGUGGAAAAUAUAUUGAUAGGUUUUUUAUGUCUUCACAUCUAGAGAUGGGUAACUAUUCCAAUUUGAUUUUUCAGGUAAUGGAGAAAGCUGCUAGUAAUUUUAACCCCUGCCUAAAGAAGACAGAUAAUUUCAUUUGGGAGCAAAUACUUAUUGCCUUGAAAAAUAGCACUGUAAUAGCCUAUGAUAAUUAGUUGUAGAAUAACCUUUAUCCCUUUUAAACUAUGCAAAUUAUUAAAUAAGUGUAAAUUAGGACUCAAUUAAAGAUAGUUGAUUAUAUUGCAAUCAGAUGGCAUUCACAAACUUAACUGGAGCAUAUACAAAUGAAAUCUAUUAGUCUAAGAGUUUUGUAUGCUAACAGAAAAAUAUAAUUUAGCUACCUAUUCUAAAAAUGGUGAAUAUUAUUAAUAUUGUAUAAUAGGACUGGGAAGACUGCCUCCUUUUUUGAAGAGAGAGAGAUUAAGGAUUUUUAUAAUUGUUUUUCAUCAAAUUUUAAUAUUUUUGUCAAAUUUUUAGGUAUUUAAUUUGUAAAACAGUUUGCUUUGUACUGGCAUACAGAAAAUAGGGUAUUGAUUUUAAACUUUUUGAAGCCAAGUGAUCAAGUACAUUUGUAAUAAAAGUCAA